GUUGAUGUUUUCUUCCUGGACUGGUUGAAACUUUAUAGAUAAAGAGCAUAGCCUACUUCGUUUGUUUUAUUGUAACAGAUCUAAUUUAGUCAUAUUCUGUUUCGACGUGUGACUAUGUAACUCGUGAGCUAUUCAGCUGACUAGGAAAUCAACUUCUAACUUACAGUUGUCAGAUCAGGAAAAUAAUAGUUUCAUUUUGUAGUAUUGUAGUAUUUUAGACGUUUUUAUUUAGGCAUCAUGCACAGAAGAGGAGUCGGAGCUGGAGCCAUCGCCAAAAAGAAACUUGCAGAGGUAAAGUAUAAAGAGAGAGGUACCGUCCUUGCUGAGGAUCAGAUUGCGCAGAUGUCAAAACAACUGGAGACCUUUAAAACCAACCUGGAAGAGUUUGCCAGCAAGCACAAACAAGAAAUCCGCAAGAACUCUCAGUUCAGGGUGCAGUUCCAAGAGAUGUGUGCCACUAUAGGAGUCGAUCCACUUGCGUCUGGAAAAGGAUUUUGGUCUGAGAUGCUUGGUGUUGGAGAUUUCUACUAUGAGCUUGGUGUACAGAUCAUUGAAGUCUGUUUAGCUCUAAAACACAGAAAUGGUGGUCUCAUCACAUUGGAUGAACUUCACCACCAUGUGUUAAAAGGAAGAGGGAAAUUUGCACAAGAUGUGAGCCAGGAUGACUUGGUGCGAGCCAUCAAGAAGCUCAAGGCAAUGGGAAAUGGCUUCGGGAUGAUUCCCGUUGGAGGCUCUUAUCUUGUCCAGUCGGUCCCAGCUGAGCUCAACAUGGAUCACACUGUUGUCCUUCAGCUAGCAGAGAAAAAGGGCUACGUGACAGUGAGCGAGAUCAGAGACAGCCUCAAGUGGGAGAGAGAGCGGGCCUGUCAUGUCCUUGAUCACCUGCUGAAAGAAGGCUUAGCAUGGCUGGACUCCCAAGCUGCGGGGGAGCCACAGUACUGGCUUCCUGCUCUGUUCUCGGAGCUGUUAUCUCGAGACAUUACGCCUGAGGAGGCCAGCCAGAUGACACCUUGAGAAUAAGACAUUAUUUUGUAAAUACACUGUCAUGGUGAAACGGAUAGAGGCGAAGGUCAAAGAAUGUACAAUGUCGUGAGUCAAGUUUGUUUGAAAGGAAAACAGUGUAAAUGGAGAAUAAAAGCAUCUUUUUAGUCACA
Messenger RNA from Cyprinus carpio (common carp), 1154 nucleotides. RefSeq names its product vacuolar-sorting protein SNF8-like. Lineage: Eukaryota; Metazoa; Chordata; Actinopteri; Cypriniformes; Cyprinidae. Gene Ontology annotation, cellular component: ESCRT II complex. The record is from RefSeq and is a predicted model, not a curated record. Gene Ontology annotation, biological process: protein transport to vacuole involved in ubiquitin-dependent protein catabolic process via the multivesicular body sorting pathway.